AUGGACGACACAGAUGAUAAUAGCAAUAUUGGGGAUGAACUUUCAGAUUCUGAUGUUGAAGUUAACGACAUUUUGAAUUUUCACACUGAAAAGGGAGCCAUAAAAGAUCCUCAGAGCGUAACCUUUAACAUUACUGGUGAGGAUCAUACUUUGGGAAAUGCUUUACGUUAUAUGAUCAUUCAAAAUCCUGAAGUAGAGUACUGUGGUUAUUCUAUCCCACACCCAUCGGAAGAUAAGCUUAACAUAAGAAUUCAAACAACAGAGAAUACAACGGCAGUAGACGCAUUGCGUAAAGGACUUGAAGAUUUAAAAGCGUUGUGUGCAAAGGUGACCGAAAUAUUUUAUAAAGCUAAUAAAGAUUUUGAUGAGAUUAAUAAUUUAUCAUAA
Molecule: messenger RNA, 387 nt
Organism: Funneliformis mosseae
Lineage: Eukaryota; Fungi; Glomeromycota; Glomeromycetes; Glomerales; Glomeraceae
Source: the annotation of a GenBank genome assembly